This is a messenger RNA of Tricharina praecox, 339 nucleotides long. RefSeq lists its product as uncharacterized. The transcript has a single exon. Lineage: Eukaryota; Fungi; Ascomycota; Pezizomycetes; Pezizales; Pyronemataceae. The record is from RefSeq and is a predicted model, not a curated record. Bases 1 to 339 code for a protein of 112 amino acids.
AUGGUAACCUGGAACCACCAAGCCGACGCCCGCCUGUUGUGGUCGAUCAUCACCACCACCGGCGUGAAGCUCGACAACGCCUUGAUUGCCGAAACCUUCGGCAUGGGCGUCACACCGAAGGCAAUCCAAAACCGGAUCCACAAACUCAAGCAGAUGGCCACCGUUUUGUUGACAUCAGAGGCAGAGGGCGGUGAGGACGACUCGCCGCCACCAAUUGUAAGGAUGAAGGCACGGAAGGUUCUCAAGGGAGGGUCUAAGACGGACGGGGAAACCGGCAAGAAGGCUACCGAAGAGAGCUCGAACAUUGGGACUCAGGAAGCUAGCGACGGGGAGGAAUAG